GUGGAACGCACACAAACGUUAAGUGUCACCUGAAACUUCAACCGCAGUAGUAUUUCCCGGGGCACAUCACGCCUUUUCCGUGGCCAAAGUCUCCGCGCUCUGGGGCUUUGGAGAACUGCAAGUCCCAGAGAUCUCGGCAUCAGUGAACCCAGGACACGGGCCCAGGUUAGUUAACAUGGCAGCGCCGUCCGGCAACACAUGCGGGGCUAUGGAGCGCUCUAUCCGGGAGCGGGUCCCCCCGCUGCUCACGGACCUGUACCAGUUCACCAUGGCGUAUGCGUACUGGCGGACUGGCCGGCACCACGAGCCCGCCGUGUUCGAGCUCUUCUUCAGGGACAACCCGUUCGGCGGCGGCUUCUCGCUGUUCGCCGGGCUGCACGACUGCCUGCUGUUCUUGCGCAGCUUUCGCUUCACAGACGAAGAUGUUGAGUUCCUGCGCUCUGUCCUGCCCCCGGACACUGACCCCGCCUUCUUCCAGUUUCUGCGAGAUCUGGACUGCUCCUGCGUCACACUCCGCUCCGUCCCAGAGGGCACUGUGGUAUUUGCCAGGGUGCCUCUAAUGGAGGUUUCAGGUCCGCUGGCUGUGGUUCAGCUGCUGGAGACCAGUUUACUGUGUCUGGUCAACUACGCCAGCCUGGUGUGCAGUAACGCUGCCCGUUUCCGCCUGGCGGCCGGCCCCAGGAGGAAGCUGCUGGAGAUGGGCCUCAGGAGGGCUCAGGGACCAGAUGGAGGGCUCACCGCCUCACGAUACACAUACAUUGGAGGGUUUGAUCUCAGCAGUAACGUUCAGGCUGGUUUCCUGUUUGGGAUCCCCGUCGCAGGGACCAUGGCGCACUCAUACAUCACUUCCUUUACCUCCCUGGAGGAGGUGUGGCCACAAACGCUUGUGGCGGUGAACGGGGAGAAAGAUCCAGUUGACGUCAUCUCGUUAACGAAGGGCUGGCUGAGUCGGGUGUGUGAGCUUCUGGGAGCCGAGCCUGGGAAGAUCAGCGAGGGCGAGUUGGCUUCCUUUUUGUCGUACGCCAUCGCCUACCCUCAGAACUUCCUCCCAGUGAUCGACAGCUACAGUGUGGGCUGUGGUCUGCUGAACUUCUGCGCUGUGGCCUUGGCGCUGUGUGAACUGGGCUACAGGCCUGUGGGAGUGCGUCUCGACAGCGGAGACCUCUGCCGGCAGUCGGUUGACGUCCAUCGUGUCUUCAGACUCUGCAGCGAGCAUUUCUCCAUCCCGGCCUUUGACUCGUUGAUCAUCGUUGGGACCAAUAACAUCACAGAGCAAAGCAUGGCGGAGCUCAACAAGAAGGAGAAUGCGAUCGAUGUGGUUGGUGUGGGGACACAUCUGGUCACCUGCACACAACAACCCUCGCUGGGCUGUGUGUACAAGCUGGUGGAGGUGAGGGGGAAGCCCAAGAUGAAGAUCAGUGAGGACCCAGAGAAGAGCACUGUCCCCGGGAGGAAAGCUGUCUACAGGCUAGUUGACGCGGAGGGCCAUCCUUUUCUGGACUUGGUGUGUCUUGCUGCGGAGUCUCCUCCAGAGGCGGGAGGUUCUCUGAACUGUUUCCCUCUGAGCUGUGAUGAUUCCUGUAUCUCAGUCAUUCCAGCUCAGGUCGCCUGUCUGCGCCAGGACGUGUUUACCAAAGGACAGGUCACACACCCUCUGUGCAGCGCUGCAGAAACUAAAGCAAAGGUCCAGAGCUCCCUCCAGACUCUGCACCCUCGACACAAGAGGCUGCAGGAGCCCGACUCUUACACAGUGGCGCUGUCAGAGAAACUCCAUAACCUUGUCACAGAGAUUCGAAAAGGAAGCUCCAACAACAGGAACUUCCUCUUGGCCAACUAAAGAUAUUCCAACUGCUCUGUUGUCAUCUCCUGUUUUGUUCUUUUUUGGCUUUUUAUUGACACUAAUCGAAAUUUAAUUUAGUUAAUUUAGCCUAUUAUUUAAAUGUAUAAGUGAUCUUUUUUCUUUAUACAACAGGCUUAAAGUUUUUUGUCCCUACCCCUGAUUUUCACCAACUGCGGAACGGCUGCGGAUCGGCUCCGCUGCGUGACAACCCCGUGCUCCCCCGUCCUUCAGUACCCACCACGUCCAGAUUUGUUGCAGAACGGGUGCGGCUAUGACUGACAGCUAAAGUCACAUGGACCCACGAGAUCUCGUAAAUUCACGUAUGAUUGCGCGAUAUAACAGGAUGUAGUUUCUAUAAAGAGAACCACAAAACCUCCGACCCAUUUUAUUUUGAAAACUAACCGGAUGCUUUUUAUUUUGUUUCUGUGCUCAACUUCCUGUCCCACACUAUCUGCCGUGUACUGAAUUACUGCAGAGCUUUCCGCCAUCCGGGAAAAAUAGAAGGUCUGCAUAUCUGGUCCGGAUUGCCGGAGCUGGGACGGAGUCGGGAGGCAGCCGUUCUGCAGUCAGUGAAAAUACACACAUUGACCUUAAUGGAAACCUAAUGACCCCGCCGUUCUGGAGCGGAUCCUCAGCUGUUCCGCAGUUGGUGGAAAUCAGCGGUGACUCUGUUUCACCCUCUGUCUCAGUUGAAACUGUCAAGGUACUGUAUGAUAAAUAACUUUAAGCCUGUCGUAUAUGUUCUGCUUCCAAACUAUUUAAAUUGAUGGAUAACUUAACUGUGGAGCACAGUCAGAUACAUUUGUGCUUAUAUUUAUAAGAUUUUUAAUAGGCUUUUGUUUCCUCUCUUAUUGUCUGAGAUCCUAAUGUAAAUAAAAGAGGCCUCAACUGCUAACAUUUU
This is a messenger RNA of Etheostoma spectabile (orangethroat darter), 2741 nucleotides long. RefSeq names its product nicotinate phosphoribosyltransferase (gene naprt). Gene Ontology annotation, molecular function: nicotinate phosphoribosyltransferase activity. Bases 176 to 1837 code for a protein of 553 amino acids. Gene Ontology annotation, cellular component: cytosol. The transcript has 14 exons. Lineage: Eukaryota; Metazoa; Chordata; Actinopteri; Perciformes; Percidae. The record is from RefSeq and is a predicted model, not a curated record. Gene Ontology annotation, biological process: NAD+ biosynthetic process via the salvage pathway.